CCCCACCGCCGCUCCCGGCUCUCUCUCUCCGUCUCUCUCGCUCGCACACGCGCCCGCGCUCCCCCUGCCUCUCCCUGCAGCCGGCCGUGCACGGGUGGCCAUGUAACGCGGCGGGGAAAGUUGGCGAUCGGAGCAACAUGAAGCAGCGUCGCUCGUAGCGGUGCCCUGUUCGGAGCGGAGCGGCAUCCAGCGCGCAGCCCUGCAGGGAUGGAGUCGGUAAAACAAAGGAUUUUGAACCCCGGCAAGGAGGGACUGAGGAAUUUUGCUGGAAAAUCGCUUGGUCAACUCUACAGGGUCUUGGAGAAGAGGCAGAAGGCCGGGGACACCAUCGAGCUCACGGAGGAUGGCAAGCCCGUGGAGGUGGCCCCGAAGAAGGCGCCGCUGUGCGACUGCACGUGCUUCGGGCUGCCGCGGCGCUACAUCAUCGCCAUCAUGAGCGGCCUCGGCUUCUGCAUCUCCUUCGGCAUCCGCUGCAACCUGGGAGUGGCCAUCGUGGACAUGGUCAACAACAGCACCAUACACCGCGGAGGGAAGAUCAUUAAGGAGGUGGGGACCUUCCCCCUCAAAGCGAAGUUCAACUGGGACCCCGAAACGGUCGGCAUGAUCCACGGCUCCUUCUUCUGGGGCUACAUCAUCACGCAGAUCCCCGGCGGCUACAUCUCGUCCCGGCUGGCGGCCAACAGGGUGUUUGGCGCUGCCAUACUGCUGACAUCCUCCCUCAACAUGUUAAUCCCAUCUGCGGCCAGGGUGCACUACGGAUGCGUCAUCUUUGUGAGGAUCUUGCAGGGCCUCGUAGAGGGGGUCACCUACCCUGCCUGCCACGGCAUCUGGAGCAAGUGGGCCCCUCCGCUGGAAAGAAGCCGGCUCGCGACCACCUCCUUUUGCGGUUCCUAUGCAGGAGCUGUCAUCGCGAUGCCUUUAGCAGGAAUUUUGGUGCAAUACACUGGGUGGUCAUCUGUCUUCUACGUGUACGGGAGCUUUGGUAUAGUCUGGUACAUGUUUUGGCUUUUGGUUUCCUAUGAAAGCCCCGCGUCGCACCCUACGAUCACAGAUGAAGAAAGGAGAUACAUAGAAGAAAGCAUUGGAGAGAGUGCCAACCUCCUAGGUGCAAUGGAGAAAUACAAGACUCCAUGGAGAAAAUUUUUUACAUCUAUGCCAGUCUAUGCAAUAAUUGUUGCAAACUUCUGUAGGAGCUGGACUUUUUACCUGUUACUUAUCAGCCAGCCUGCAUACUUUGAGGAAGUGUUUGGAUUUGAAAUAAGCAAGGUGGGCAUCUUAUCUGCUGUGCCACAUUUAGUGAUGACAAUUAUUGUGCCUAUUGGGGGACAAAUUGCUGACUUUUUAAGAAGCAAACAGAUUCUUUCCACCACUACCGUGAGGAAGAUCAUGAACUGUGGAGGUUUUGGUAUGGAAGCAACUCUCCUUCUGGUGGUGGGAUAUUCUCAUAGUAAAGGAGUGGCUAUUUCAUUCUUAGUGCUUGCUGUAGGCUUUAGUGGAUUCGCCAUAUCUGGAUUCAAUGUCAACCAUUUAGACAUUGCCCCAAGGUACGCCAGCAUCUUAAUGGGGAUUUCUAAUGGAGUCGGGACCUUGUCUGGAAUGGUUUGCCCUAUAAUUGUUGGAGCAAUGACAAAGAACAAGACCCGUGAAGAGUGGCAGUAUGUCUUCCUUAUUGCUGCUUUAGUUCAUUACGGAGGCGUUAUAUUCUACGGCAUAUUUGCUUCAGGAGAGAAGCAACCCUGGGCAGACCCCGAGCAGACAAGCGAAGAGAAAUGUGGCUUUAUUCAUGAAGAUGAACUUGAUGAAGAGACAGGGGACAUUACCCAGAAUUACGUCAAUUAUGGUACCGCCAAGUCUUACGGUGCUACAACCCAGGUCAACGGGGGCUGGCCCAAUGGCUGGGAGAAAAAAGAGGAAUUUGUACAAGAGGAAGUACGAGACUCAUACAACUACAAGGAAGGAGAUUAUUCAUAACAGACCUAAAUAUUGGGCAUAUUUUGUAGUGUUUGUGAUUAAAUUCAUUGUGAUUGUUUGCACACAGGAAUAAAAUGUGGUAUAAACAUGUAAACACAUAUCAGACAGGAAGGUCUUACUGUAAAAAAAA
Molecule: messenger RNA, 2101 nt
Organism: Tinamus guttatus (white-throated tinamou)
Lineage: Eukaryota; Metazoa; Chordata; Aves; Tinamiformes; Tinamidae
Source: RefSeq, a predicted model, not a curated record